Notothenia coriiceps (black rockcod) is the source of this 432-nucleotide messenger RNA. It is a transcript of the gene mcm5, whose product is annotated as minichromosome maintenance complex component 5. The transcript has 3 exons. The annotation marks the transcript as partial. Gene Ontology annotation, molecular function: ATP binding; single-stranded DNA helicase activity; 3'-5' DNA helicase activity. Gene Ontology annotation, biological process: double-strand break repair via break-induced replication; DNA replication; DNA replication initiation. The record is from RefSeq and is a predicted model, not a curated record. Lineage: Eukaryota; Metazoa; Chordata; Actinopteri; Perciformes; Nototheniidae. Gene Ontology annotation, cellular component: MCM complex; nucleus.
GUGUACACUUCAGGUAAAGGCAGCAGCGCCGCCGGUCUCACCGCCUCAGUUCUGAGAGACCCCAACACCCGGGGUUUCAUCAUGGAGGGGGGGGCCAUGGUGCUGGCCGACGGAGGAGUGGUGUGCAUCGACGAGUUCGACAAGAUGAGAGAGGACGACAGAGUGGCCAUUCAUGAAGCCAUGGAGCAGCAGACCAUCUCCAUCGCCAAGGCCGGUAUCACCACCACUCUGAACUCCCGCUGCUCCGUCCUCGCUGCCGCUAACUCUGUGUUCGGACGCUGGGACGACACGAAGGGCGAAGACAACAUCGACUUCAUGCCCACCAUCUUGUCCCGAUUCGACAUGAUCUUCAUCAUCAAAGACAUCCACGACCACGAGAGGGACAUGGUGAGGGUUCACUCACCGUUACUCACAGGAAGCGGGAACAAUUAA